This is a messenger RNA of Caenorhabditis sp. 36 PRJEB53466, 667 nucleotides long. Lineage: Eukaryota; Metazoa; Nematoda; Chromadorea; Rhabditida; Rhabditidae. The record is from the annotation of a GenBank genome assembly.
AUGUCUCGUCCAAGACAUGCCGAUGAUAUUCUGAACAUCAAUGUUGGAGGCAAAAAGUAUACAGUGAGGCAAUCAAUUUUCUGAAUUUUCUCGAAACUCAAGUCUUAAAGGUCCGUCGCACUGAUAUGCUGGCCGACCCCAGAUCUAAACUAGCCGAGUGGUUCAAGCCGGGAACUCUAAAACCGAUCGCCACCGACAAGGGAGGCAACUAUUAUCUGGAUCGGGACGCCAAGUGCUUCCGUCACAUUCUGGCCUACCUCCGUCUCAAAAAAGAAAAGUUCGUUCCUUCUCUGGCUCUCCCGAGCAAACCGGAUGAUCUUGCCAAGUGCGUUGAACUAACAUUGAACAAUGUUUGUCACAAUUGGAUUUGGAUUUCCAGAUUAGUUGGAGAGUGUGAGGCUCUCAAUCUCGCCGAACUCAAAGAGCUUGCUCUCGAUUUGCUGCAAAAGUACCAAAGAACCGAAGAGCAGCACUACGUCACUUCGUAUGUUCAAGUCACUCUCCGCGACUUUGAAAGUUGGCAAUUUGAGCGCGAGCAGGUUGGUUUUUUUCUUUUUUUUUCCGAAACAAAGUUCACACUCAGAAUCAAAUCGCCCUCAAAAAGAAGCCGACCGCCGAGGAAGAAUAUCAGCCGAACUCCGCUUACGACGAGUGGGACAAUCUGUGA